CCCAGGUGGCCCAAAACGGUGGGUCGUGCCUUCCGUUUCUGACGGACGAAGGCAAUCACGCGCUAGCUGCACCACUCCUUUCCCACUCCCGCCCACUCCAUAUCAGCUCUUCACAUUAACUACACAUCACAGCGCCGAUGGCUUCAUCUCCCUCCCGAACAAGCGACGAUGACUUCCCCAUCGAGGAGCUCGUCUUCAGCUGCACCGUUUGCCAGGCCACCAUCUCCGAAGUCUACGCCACGACCGAAAGCAACAAAGGCUUCCACAGCGGCUCGGGCGACGAAGACGGCAUCGUGACGAAGUUAUGGAUCGCCGAGUGCUCGCACAUCACUUGUGCGAAACAUCUGGAGGAUGGCGCUCCGCCCUUCCAUCCCAAGGAUCUGCCGCCCAAAGCGCCAUGUCCAAAGUGCGUGAAGGACAAGGGUGAUGACUCUCCAAAGGAUCUGUACGGCAUCCGCGGACUAGGCGAUGGAGAGUACGAUGCUAUGAUCCCAGCGGAAUGGCGACGGUGUCCUGCUAUCAAGCUUGACAGCAGUGUUCCUGGCAUGUCGGCUGUUCGCUUUCAGUAUAUGGCGCUGUGUCAGUAUGCGCGACAAGCUCGGAAACAUUGGAAAGGCUCGGCGUCUAAGCUGUCUAAAGCUGAGGCUGCGUGUUCAGAGGAGCGGAGACAGCGGCGGGAGUUGCAGUCUCAAGUGCAGCAGCUGAAGAAGCAGACCGAGACUGUGCAGGACCUUGAAUCGCGGCUGAAGAAGUGGGAGGCCAGGAAGCCGGUGAUCAAUCGUGAGCCUCUGUAAUCUUUUACCCAUCUGGAUCUGCGCUGACAGACAGCUCCCACGGACUAUCUCAGAGUUGUCAGUCUGAUGGCGGAGUAAGUCAUCUAUCUCAA
Messenger RNA from Neohortaea acidophila, 886 nucleotides. RefSeq lists its product as uncharacterized. The coding region runs from base 138 to 794 and encodes 218 amino acids. The record is from RefSeq and is a predicted model, not a curated record. NCBI's taxonomy places the organism in Eukaryota, Fungi, Ascomycota, Dothideomycetes, Mycosphaerellales, Teratosphaeriaceae. The transcript has 3 exons.